AUUACUAGGAUAUUUUUUGCGUCUUUUAUAAUGCUUGUCUCCUCCACUUGAGGACUAUAUUAACUAAACCCCAUCUUUGCCUCUCUUCUACAAAUUCAAAGCCUAUAAGCAAACUCUUCCAUUUCUUGCACUUUUUCUUGGUUUGUACACAGUAUCGGACUCACUAAGAGAGGAAACCAAUCAAUGGAACCAGAGGAGAAUAGCACGUGCCAGACUUGCAAAACUUUUGGGCAAAAGUGCAGCCAUGUCGUGAAGAAACAAAGAACCAAGUUUUAUAUCAUUCGCCGUUGUAUCGCUAUGUUAAUCUGCUGGCGCGACAACAACAGCGACCGCAACGCCUCUUGAUUGCUCUAAACGUAUAGUUAUUAUGUUACCAUCUUAAUUCCAAGUCGCAUAAUGCAUGGUAAACUGUUUUUUUAUUUGUUAUCCUGUAUUCUCAUCUUGAUAUUUUUAAAAUAAUAUAUAUGCAUAUCAAUGUGCUACAUAAAAUGCAAAGGUUAAAAUUGUGUGUUUGUUUUAUUGAUUUCAGUGUGUAGCUUUUGAAUAUUGGUUGUAAAUUUUUGUUUGGUUGCUUUGAAUUCGUGAUUACAAGUGUAACUUCAGUUUACGUUCUAUUAAUCUGAGAUGAAUUAAAUAAAUAUGGCUAACACAUCUAGUUUUAAGCAGUUGUAUAUGAUGAUCAGAUCUGAGUUACGUUUAAGCAAGACACUCUAUCUUAUAGAGAAAACAAUACUUUUUUUUGAAAGCUGAGAAAACAAUACUUGCAAGGUAUAAACUGGAACUGUUGUACUUGUAUGUAUUGGUAACGGUUGAUCUUGAAUCGGGAAUUUCCAAAACAAAUCUUUAGUCACGUAUUGCAAGGAUAACCUUUGAAUCAUGAAAACAUACAAUCCUACUCUCCAUGUCUUAACAUUUGUUACAAAGUAACUCUGCAUAUGUAGAAAUAUAUGAUACCGUAAUAGAAAGCGAAGUUUGUUUUGAGUAUAAUUUUUUCAAAAAUAUAAUGUUAUGAGAAGGCAAAAUAGAAUCCAUGAAUACACAUUAGAUCAUGAAAUAAAUCACCAAAUGCCCCAAUUCAUAAAUUUAAAUUCCAAACAAAAAAUCACAUUAAAAUGAUUAGUAAAAAUUCUCUUCUAGUAUUUUACAUCCUUACCACCAUCACUGCAGUUGUCACCAACAACCAUUGUCAUAGCCUUUGUAUAGUCGUCGCGGUGAUUGUGGCCAUCAUAACAUAAUAUGGUUGCAGAUUACCACAACCACCAUGAUCGUACAAUGCCUAAUAUUUGAUGUGGUUGCAGUGCUUUUUCUAUAUAAUAUUUCGGUUAACAAUUAUAAUGUGUUGCAAUAUUUUAAUAAAGUGAGGGUUGUUUUGCAUUACUCUCGUAAAUCAAGAUUCUUUUUAACCACAUGAUGGUUGUAUACUUGCAGACGAAAUUUAGAUUGCUAAGCAAUGUAGGAUUUGAAAGCUCCUUAAUACACUUUAUUGUGUGACUAUGCAGAUAUAGCUCAGAUUGUUUACAGACAUUUGAAAAUCCGAAAAAAUGGUCAGUGGAAUGUAUUUUUAUUUGAAAAUUAAUGCAAACUCUUUCAUACAACCAGGAUACUCCAGAUUAAUUAAAAAUGUAGUCUUGGAAAAUUGAAUAAUUGGUCAACAAAACCCAAGGGAAACCAAUGCUAUUUUCUUCUAAAAUAACAUACCUGCCUGAAGCCCUGAAAUACUUGAAAUAGAUGAAACGUGGAAAAUUUCUGGCCUUUUGUAUUUUAAAAAACUAAUUUCGUUGUUUUAAAGUUGAGGAUUUAUAUUAUAUAAAUGUUUCUAUGUUAAAUAUAUCACUGAAUGAAAACAAAAAUAGACACUGUCUUGUAUCCUAAAGAUAGAUAUUUCUCUGCUUCAUAAUGUAACACAUCAUCAAAUUUGGAGUCGCAGACUGCGUCUCUUCUGCUAGGUGAUGUAACACAUCUUUUUUUUUAACUAGGUGAUAUUCUUUGACUAUAUUCUUGUCCUUUUCUUUAUGAAAACUUGUACAGAACUUCCUUUACCCAGUAGCUAGAUAUGAAUUUUCCUUCUAUAAAUAGUUUUAAAUGAAAACAAUGUAUAGACUCGUAGAUGUUCUUUUGCUUAAAUUUCUUCUUACUGAUUUAGUAAACCGUUAUUGUCACUUGUCGAUAAAAUACUUGUCAGUAAUACACUAAAUCGGGUUGAUACUGACUACCCAUUUGGAUUAUGACAUGUGAAAAGUAUCAAAUUUUACCUUGGAUUUUUAAUAAUCAGAAUAUCACAUGAAGGUUUGAAUUUGGAUUAUGCACAACAAUAUUACUAUAACCCACUAGACUAAUCAUCUUGAACUUAAAGCAUAAAUAUAUAUAAUAAAAUACAUGAAAGAAAUCCAAAAGUCAUAUGAACAUGCACUCAUAAGAGCAGACCCAUAGCUGAGAAACUCAAUUACAGUUUCUCAAAUGUAAUGUAUUAUUAUUAGACUUAUAUGAAAUAAUUAAAGUUUAAUUGAAAAAAAAAUACUCAAAAUGAGAAAUGUGGCUAAAGGAAGUUCUGGAUAAGUUUUCAUAGUUUCUCACUGAGAUACUUGUUUUUUUUUUUCUUUCUUUCUUCUACUUUAUAUUUUGAUUAUUGGUUUUUUUUUUUUGUUAGAUACUGGGUAAAACCACACUAAUGAGCAUAUUUUAAGGGUUGAAAAUAUGCAAUUUUGUUCAUAUAUCUGCAUCUACAACAUCCAUGCAUAUACAUAUUAAUGACUUCAAUAACAAUACGAUAUACCUUGAAUCUGAUCUGAUAGCAUCAACUAUGUUUAUUUGGCCUAAGACCUCAAGUCCAUUAAUGAUAUGGUUUUAUAACGUACAAUACUCUUAUAUAUAUUGUGAUUUUUUAAUUAUCUGAUAUCACUUGCAAUAAUAUUUUUUGGUCUGUGGAUAUAGCCUUCAGUGAACCAUAUUAAUUUUCUGUAUCGUUUUUAUCAAGCGGAUCACCACAUUUCGAGAUUAAUUGAGGUUAAGAAGUUAUUCUCAAUCACUGUUUUUUUACACGCAUUCACCUUAUAUAAAAGUCAGUCUUAAGUGAUGUCGACCAAAAAGCAAAGUAAGUGAUAACAUCACUCUAUUAAUCGAGGUUAGGAUUAAGGAAAUCAAAUCACACUCAAUGACUGUUUUUUAUAAGACAACCGAAGUGAUGCUGACAUGGAUAAAAGCAGCUAAGCGAUAAUAUUACUCUCUGCUAAUGGACGUUAAGAAAGUACUCUGCAGAACUGUUUUUAUCACACGCUUACACAUCAUUUAGUGCGGCUGCAAGUUCAGAGUAUACUGAAAUUUUCCAGCCAUAGAAAAGGAAAUGAUAGUGGAGUAACAUAGACUGACGCAGCGUAGGAAGUUCAGUACGACCUAUAAAAGCCCGACCCACGUGAUCUUAGUCAAGAUCAGUCUAAGAUUUUUGACUAGUAGGUGAAAGAGAGAUGUAGACAUUCGUUGUUUUGAUUGCAUUACGAUGCCUGUUUGAAAAAAUAUAUAUUUUCAAAUGUACUUAUGAUUUAGGGGUAAUCAUGCAUGGUUAUCUCAUAUCUCUAUGAGAUUAUUUACUUUUGUAGAUAUGUUUCUUUUCUUUGCCAGAUCUUGUAGACCUUUAGCACUAAAAGGAAGAUUUUUGAUUUUUCACUUAAUAUCUAGAAUCACUAAUGGUCUUAUCUUAUGAAGCAAGUUCUCCAGGAUUCAGAAAGUCAACAUAACUCGAUUUCUGAUUACAAGAAUAGAUGAAAACUUGACCUAAGAAAAUGAACUAGUGUCCUAGUAGCAACUAAAAGAUUUUGAACAUGAAGUAACACGAGAACUCAUUUGCUUAUUACUAAUACAAAAGUGGAUGUGUGUAAACGGUUUUUGUUUCCGGUUCAUUUUUCUCAUUGUCUGUAAUAACACUAAACCAUCAAUGUCCAAACGUUUUUGGGUUUCUAUUUUCAUGUUAGUUUGCUCUUCCAUUACUUCUAUUUAC
This is a messenger RNA of Brassica napus (rape), 3991 nucleotides long. RefSeq names its product small polypeptide DEVIL 16-like. The transcript has a single exon. NCBI's taxonomy places the organism in Eukaryota, Viridiplantae, Streptophyta, Magnoliopsida, Brassicales, Brassicaceae. Bases 184 to 345 code for a protein of 53 amino acids. The record is from RefSeq and is a predicted model, not a curated record. Gene Ontology annotation, biological process: negative regulation of cell population proliferation.